AACUGCCGCUGCGACGGGCGCUGGGCAUUGAGGCUUAAUGCUGCAGGCUCAGCGCUCAUCUGUUUUUUUUUUGGUUAUUGCGAUGCGCCGAAAUUGUCCAGAAAGCUUAUUAGAGUAGCAUUGUAAUGCAACGACAGACAUUUAUAUAACCCACUGCUUACCCCCCCGAAUAAUUAACCGACUCUCAUCACUCUCACUCAUUUCAUUUCUUACGCUCUUUUUUUUAUUAUUAACAUAACUAGUGCAACAUGCCGUCCCUCAAAGCCAUCUCGGCCUCGCUUGUAGGCCUGCUGAGCCUUGGUAGCGCCAGCGUCAUCCCCCCUGUCAACAGCGAGGGGUACUUGGUUGCCUCGACCUACUUUGCGGGGUUCCACGCCAAUAGGGGAUUUCCUGUCUCGGCUAUGCCCUGGGACAAGUACACUGAUGUGAAGUAUGCUUUUGCUGAGACUUCGCCUGAUGGAUCCCUCAAUGUUUCUGGUUCGCAGCCUGAGAACAUUCCUUGCUUUGUCAAGGAUGCCAAGAAGCACAACGUCAAGCCUCUCAUCUCGAUUGGUGGCUGGACUGGAAGCCGACACUUCUCUACCAACAUCGGCGAUGCCAAGAACCGCACUAUCUUUAUCAAGAACAUUGUCAACUUUGUUGAGAAGUAUGGCUUUGAAGGCUUCGACAUUGACUGGGAGUACCCCAACCGCCUGGGUCUCGGAUGUAACGAUAUCAACGAGAACGACACCGCCAACCUCCUCGAAUUCUUCAAGGAGGUUCGCAAGGACCCCAAGGGCAAGAACUAUUACAUCACUGCCGCUGGAUCUGUCUUCCCCUGGAACGGCAAGGAUGGUACAGCCUCCAAGGAUGUCAGUGGCUUUGCCGAUGUCCUCAACUACAUCAUGCUCAUGAACUACGACUACUAUGGCGCCUGGUCCGCCGUCGCCGGCCCCGACUCUCCUCUCUACCGCAAAUGCGAUCCCCGCAACGACCAGGGCGCCGCCGAGGACUCCGUCACCCAAUGGACCGGCGCCGGCAUGCCCGCCUCGCAGCUCGUCCUCGGCGCUCCCAACUACGGCCACGGCUUCAAGGUCAACAGCACCUCCGCCUUUGGCAAGAGCAAGAACCACAAGCUCCAGCUGUACCCCGCCCAGAACUCUACCGACCGCUUCCAGGGAAGCAGCUGGGACAACGAUCCUCUCAUCGAUGCUUGCGGUAACCCCAACCCUCCUGGAGGCACCUAUCCUUUCUGGAGCUUGAUCAAGGAGGCUCACUUCCUCGAUGCCAAGGGAAACCCUGCCUCUGGUAUUGCUUCUGGUUGGGAUAACUGCAGUAAGACACCUGUUCUUUAUGAUGCCAAGCGUGAGAUCUACGUUAGCUACGACAACGCUGCUUCUUUCUACGACAAGGGCAAGUUUGUUCUCAAGCACAAGCUCGCUGGAUUCGGUACUUACGAGGCCGGUGGCGACUACAACAACAUCCUCAUCGACUCUAUCCGAUCUGCUGUUGGUCUGCACUAAGCUGCAGAUCAAUGAGCCUUGUGCUUGGAACUGUGGAUUUUAGACUGACGGAUUGGCUUUGCUGGUCUUGUUAACACAUGCUUAGAGAAUCUCCUGGCUUAAUGAAACUUUUCACUUCUUGUAAACCAAUCUAUUGAAUAUGAAUGCUUUGAUAACUAUAAAAUGUUGAAGUAGAUAAAAACCAUCGAUCAACAUGCGCGUUGUGAACAAAAUGAAAAGAAAAUGCUUUCUGCUCGCU
Messenger RNA from Fusarium verticillioides 7600, 1740 nucleotides. RefSeq lists its product as hypothetical. Gene Ontology annotation, cellular component: extracellular region. NCBI's taxonomy places the organism in Eukaryota, Fungi, Ascomycota, Sordariomycetes, Hypocreales, Nectriaceae. Gene Ontology annotation, molecular function: chitin binding; chitinase activity. The transcript has 4 exons. Gene Ontology annotation, biological process: carbohydrate metabolic process; chitin catabolic process. The record is from RefSeq and is a predicted model, not a curated record. The coding region runs from base 249 to 1502 and encodes 417 amino acids.